Schistosoma spindalis is the source of this 3030-nucleotide messenger RNA. Lineage: Eukaryota; Metazoa; Platyhelminthes; Trematoda; Strigeidida; Schistosomatidae. The record is from the annotation of a GenBank genome assembly.
AUGGAUAAAGUGCAUUCACAUGCUCUAUACUCUUAUUCUGAUAUCAGUAAAUCAUCUCCAUUAGAUGUUGAUAUGACUGUCAUAAACAAUUCGGAUUCUGAUAAGAGUGGCGUUUUACUGGACACAUGGUCUGUAAAACACUCCAGUGAUUUAGUUUCAACCCCAAAUGAUUUGGUUUCCUUGGCAUGGCUUCAGAAGAGAGAUAUUCUGCAAAUAGCCCCGUUAGAUGGAGAAGAAGAUGGAAGUGAUUCUGUUAGUUCGGCGAUCGCUGGACAACCGGAGGAUGACGAUAAUUUCGAGACCAAUCCUAUCUUGCACAUGGAUUCGUUGGAGCCUGUUGUCGACCGUUCACCUUCACUAGUGCCUGUAUCACAGUUUUCAAUUCUAGACAGAUGUGUCCAACGUCCUGCUUCUGUUUCUGGAGAUCAGAUCUCUCAUAGUGAACAAUCGCGUUUCUCAACAAACCCUACUGUUGCUCUUGGCACCCAUGGUCUUACAAAACCAAAUUACAGCUAUACGCACCUUAUAUUUAUGGCAAUCGAGUCUACUCCACAAAAGUGUAUGACUGUCAAUCAAAUUUACAACUGGUGUGAAUCGAAUUUCCCAUUCUAUAAACAUGCUGGUGUUGGAUGGAAAAAUUCUCUUAGACAUAAUCUUUCGAUCAAUAAGUCUUUCAAGCGCCUACCUCGUGAUAGUCGUGGCCCCGGUCGAGGUGCUUUCUGGACAGUUGAACCUCGUGAACGCGCAUCCCUGCUAGACGCUAUUAAAAGAAAUCCGUGGAACUUCGCCAGUGUGACUGCGUUGGGAUGUCACUUAUCUGAUGGUUCUAACAACGUUAGUUCUGCAUCUGCAUAUCCAGUUAGACGUUUUGGUCUUGCGCAUAGCGCUCCUGGUCACCUUUUAAGAGCCGAGGGAUUGGGGAAAGAUAAACUUGAGUCAACCCCACACAUCCGUUUACUGUAUACUAGCGAUGGUCAAGUCUUAGCAACUUAUGAUGCUUCAUUUGUUGAUCCCUCAAAAUUUGAGUAUGAUAUGACUGCCAGUAAGGAGAAUGCUGCAACCAUGUCUUCUGAUGUUUCUUUGUCCGAUCACAGAUAUUGGACUUCACCAUCUGGAGACACUGCCAGCACUGAUGGUGCGACGGCUGAAGUUGAAUGGCCAGCCGAAGAAGAGGAGAAGUAUUUGGAUACCUUACGCUUAUUAAACGAAGGAGAGGAAACAGUUACUAAAUCACAGUCAAGUAUAACAGAACCCCCAGAUGAGAGUUCAGUAAGUAAAACGGAGUCCGAAGCUUUGGAAAGCUUUAUUGGUACUCAUAUUUUUGAUGAUGCGAAACUGGUCACUAAACAAAAAAGAAAAUCACGCUUGUUACCAACCCGUAUAAGCAAGUGUAAUGAGUGUAAGGAAAAUACAUCUGGUUGUGAAUCCUGCAUGGCUAAGCGUUAUGAGGUCCUUAAUAACAAUUACGUUCGUUCGGCACUCAAAGAAUAUGAUCUUGAUAUUGGUAACAUGCUGGACUGUGAUCAGGAACCAGGGCCCGCUGGUGGACCACUUGUUAAGACAAUGGCUACUAGGAUUUCUAAGUCAACUUCACCAAUUGCCGAGGAAAAUGAAAGUGAUAUAGAUUCAUGUGACAAAAAACCAGUCAACCCUGAAACAUUAAUUUAUUCGUCGGAUGAAGUUUACGUCACACCACCCCCCUACAUUGACCAUGAAUAUUCUCAUUGCCAAGCCCAACUGCGCCGACCUGAAGAAAAUCAGCUUGUAAAUAAAUUUAACGACAACUACUAUACAGGUAGACUGUCAGAAUUAAUGAACCUCUAUCCGCUUCUCAAAGCUUUUGUGGAUUCCAUAGUUCUAGAAACAGAUGCUAAUUAUGAAACAGAUGAAUUUGAUGACGGCUUCAGUUCAUCAGGAAAUGAUAUAUACAGUGAAGAAGAUUUUGAUGGGGAAAACCAUGAAUUAAAGGACUCGGGUAGUCAGGAUCUUUGUGAUUGCGAAUAUACCUUUUGCAAACGGAGCUCUCGUCGCCAGCAUCUGGUUUCACCGUACUUCGAAGCUCGUAAGACACGUCCAUUUAGAAUUCGAUCUCGUGGUGUUAAGCAGCGUAAGGGAACAAGAUCAAUGAAAUUAUCUUCAUUAAAUAGUUGUCCCACUCGAAGGUCCAAACGAGUUAUAAAGGCUCCUCGCCGUCCAUAUGAUGACUUUGAAAAGUCUCAAUACUAUAAUUAUGAAUUAGAUGAUGAAUCAAAAAUAUUGAUUUUUGAUGAAAGGGAAGGAAAUUUCAGUUCCAGUGCUCGAUCUAAUAUGAUGGAACGUUACAGUCGCCAUUCACCAAAUAGUCAGUCAGAUAUUGAUUCAGAAAGUGCUGAAAAAUCUAUGGAUAUUGAGAAUAGUCGAUAUCGCUAUCAUAAUCAUUACCGAUCAUUAAAACGCGCUCAUCAACCUAUUUCCAGUACACAACCACACUUAGAUAACAUCAUUGAUCGUUCGUCUCCUAAUUUGGAGGACUAUGAUUUUAGUUCUGACCAGGAAGAAAGUUAUUUAUGUGCUGCUUCCACAUUACAAGUAAGCAAAAACAGGAUGACCUUAAGCUCAUCGCAUCAACUUAACAAACGAUCUCAAACAAAAAAGCAGGAGACACAUCUUGAUGUCGUUGGUGGUUGGACUUCUAUGAAGUGGUCAGUUGGGCGGGAAAUAGAUGAGCCCUCAAUUAAUGGCGUAAAGUUAGGGAGAAGUCCUGAUGAUGAACGUGUGAUUCAAAGGGGAUUAAGUAAUAAAAUUCAAACGUAUAAAGAGACAAUAGAGGAGCCUGUUUUAAAACGCAAUAAACAGACGGCUGUUGAUGCAGCACGAUUACUGCUGGGAAUCAGUCAAAUCCAAAAUCUCAGACAGAAAUCGGAGUGUGUGAGUCUGGACACUAGUGUAGCUAGUUCAACACUAGAUUUCAAAAAAACAUCCAUCUCCAAUACAGACAAUGCCACUUCUGAAUCUAUGAUAUUACAAGAAGUGCCGGCCACUAUGUUCUAA